Molecule: messenger RNA, 951 nt
Organism: Oncorhynchus tshawytscha (Chinook salmon)
Lineage: Eukaryota; Metazoa; Chordata; Actinopteri; Salmoniformes; Salmonidae
Product: tyrosine-protein kinase RYK-like
Exons: 4
Biological process (GO): protein phosphorylation; multicellular organism development; axonogenesis
Cellular component (GO): signaling receptor complex
Molecular function (GO): ATP binding; protein kinase activity
Source: RefSeq, a predicted model, not a curated record
UAUGUCCCCCCCCUCCCUCUCUCCUCCAGGAACCUGCUCCCAAUCAGUCAUGUGUGUAUAGAGGAAGGAGAGAAGCCUAUGGUACUACUGCCCUAUAUGAACUGGGGUAACCUCAAACUGUUCCUGAGACAGUGCAAGCUGGCCGAAGCCAACAACCCACAGGCAGUCUCUCAGCAGGACUUGGUCCACAUGGCGAUCCAGAUCGCAUGUGGGAUGAGCUACCUGGCCAGGAGAGAGGUCAUCCACAAAGACCUGGCCGCCAGGAACUGUGUUAUUGACGACAGCAUGCAGGUGAAGAUCUGUGACAACGCCCUGUCCAGAGACCUGUUCCCUAUGGACUACCACUGUCUGGGAGACAACGAGAACAGGCCGGUCCGUUGGAUGGCCCUGGAGAGCCUGCUCAACCAUGACUUCUCUAGUGCUAGUGAUGUGUGGGCGUUUGGCGUGACCCUGUGGGAGUUGAUGACCUUGGGACAGACGCCCUACGUGGACAUCGACCCCUUUGAGAUGGCAGCCUAUCUGAAGGACGGAUAUAGAAUAGCACAGCCAAUCAACUGUCCUGAUGAACUGUAAGUACAAUAGCACAGCCAAUCAACUGUCCUGAUGAACUGUAAGUACAAUAGCACAGCCAAUCAACUGUCCUGAUGAACUGUAAGUACAAUAGCACAGCCAAUCAAACUGUCCAGAUGGACUGGAACACAUGCAUACAGGGCUUUUAGACUGUUUUAUGUCUUAAUUGAGUUUGAUCAUCAGUUAUUUUAAUUGACAAUUCUAUAGUUUUAUUGGUUUUAAGUAUUUCCUGUAAACGGUAUCUCAUGAGAAUUGUCUGGCAGUUUGAAUCUCCAGCUUUUCCGUUAACUGUAGGGCUUCCCUUCAGAACAUUGAACAGCAGUUAGAUAUGGCUUCUUAUGGCAUGUUCUCCUCUCCGUUAUCAACAUAAGCACACGUACU